CGUCGGGUGAGGCAGCGCGGAGUUUGGGCCCCGCGGCGAUCGGCGUCCCCACAGCAUGAAGGCGGCAAGGGCCAAGACCCCACGGAGGCCGGCGCUGAAGAAGGCGUCGCCGCCCGGCCCGAAGGACCCCGUUGGGGUGUACUGCAGGGUGCGGCCGCUGAGCUGCCCGGACCAGGAGUGUUGCAUCGAGGUGAUCAACGAGAGCACGGUGCAGAUCCACCCUCCCGACGGAUACAGGAUAUUCCGCAACGGGGAGUACCGGGAGACGCAGUAUUCGUUUAAAGAAGUGUUUGGUACCCUUGUGGCUCAAAAGGAGCUUUUUGACGCAGUGGCUAAGCCUCUCGUGGAAGAUCUCAUUCAUGGGAAGAACGGUCUCCUUUUUACAUAUGGAGUGACAGGCAGUGGUAAAACCCACACUAUGACAGGAUCUCCUGGUGAUGGAGGGCUGCUUCCACGGUGUUUGGCCAUGAUCUUCAACAGCAUAGGGCCGUUCCAGGCCAAGAGAUUUGUUUUUAAGCUUGACGACAAGAAUGGUGUGGAUGUUCAGUGUGAAGUAGAUGCUCUGUUAGAGAGACAGAAAAGAGACGCCACGCCUGUUCCCAAGGCUUCUGGCAAGCGACAGGUGGAUCCAGAGUUUGCUGAUAUGAUCAACGUGCAAGAUCACUGCAAAGUGGAAGAAGUUGAUGAAGAUAAUGUCUACAGUGUCUUUGUCUCCUACAUCGAGAUCUACAACAACUACAUUUAUGACCUCCUGGAAGAGACUUCGUUUGACCUGAUAAAACCCAAGUGGAACAAUUGCAACACUCCUGUGCGAAACGGUGACUUUAUACCUCCACAAUCCAAAAUGCUUCGUGAGGACCAGAAUCACAACAUGUAUGUCAUGGGGUGCACAGAAGUAGAGGUGAAAUCCACCGAGGAAGCUUUUGAAGUCUUUUGGAAAGGGCAAAAGAAGAGGCGUAUUGCAAACACUCAGCUGAAUCGAGAAUCCAGUCGGUCUCAUGGAGUUUUCAUGAUCAAGUUGGCUCAGGCACCUCUGGAUGCAGAUGGAGAUAAUGUGCUGCAGGAGAGGGAACAGAUUACUUUAAGCCAGCUGUCCUUAGUUGAUCUAGCUGGAAGUGAAAGGACUAACAGAACAAAAGCUGAAGGGAACAGGUUGCGAGAAGCAGGUAAUAUUAAUCAGUCAUUAAUGACGUUAAGAACAUGUAUUGAAGUUCUACGGGAAAACCAGAAGUAUGGAACAAAUAAGAUGGUGCCCUACAGAGAUUCCAAACUGACUCAUCUCUUCAAGAACUAUUUUGAUGGUGAAGGCAAAGUGCGUAUGAUUGUAUGUGUAAACCCUAAAGCUGAGGACUACGAGGAAAGCCUGCAAGUCAUGCGUUUUGCAGAGAUGACGCAGGAGGUGGAGGUUGCGAGGCCUGUGGACAGACCGCUGUGCGGCCUAACGCCGGGACGGCGCUUCAGGAACCAGGCCUUCAGAGACGAGCUGGCCAGGAAACUGGAGAUCCGAGGUGGCCCAAUUAAUGAAGAAACAGAAGAGCAAUCUGCUUCAGAAAUACUUUUGCGGAACUUUCCUCCCUUGCCUUCAUGCGAGCUAUUGGAUAUUAAUGAUGAUCAAACACUUCCAAAGCUUAUUGAAGUCCUGGAAGAACGCCAUAAACUACGACAAAAGUUGUCAGAGGAGUUUGCCAGAAAUGUGCUUACAUUCAGAACUGCGUUGCGAGAACUUGAUUCCAACAUUAUGUCCAAAGAAAACUAUGUUCAAGGAAAGUUGUCUGAGAAAGAGAAAAUAAUAACAGGACAGAAAGCAGAGUUAGAACACCUGGAGAAGAAAAUUAAGACUUUGGAAUACAAGGUUGAGAUUUUAGAGAAAACUGCUACAAUUUAUGAAGAAGAUAAGCGUCAUCUUCAGCAAGAAUUAGAGAGCAAGAGCCAGAAGCUGCAACGUCAGGUUUCUGACAAGCGCAGGUUGGAGGCACGGCUGCAAGGCAUGGUUGCUGAAACGACCACGAAAUGGGAGAAGGAGUGUGAGCGUCGUGUAGCUGCAAAGCAGCUGGAAAUGCAGAACAAACUUUGGGUCAAAGAUGAAAAACUGAAGCAGCUGAAGGCCAUUGUUACUGAAGCAAAGAGUGAAAAGCCUGAGAGGCCUUCACGGGAGAGAGACAGAGAGAAGCCUAUUCAGAGAUCAGUCUCUCCACCACCAGUACCUGUUCCUAACAGCCAGCGGCUCGUGAGCAACCAGCAGCUGCACAGACGUUCAAAUUCCUGUAGCAGCAUUUCUGUGGCUUCCUGCGUUAUGGAAUGGGAGCAGAAAACCCCUUCACACAAGCAUACCGGUGGCAAUUCUAAAACAAGGACUAGACAACAAGAACCAGGACAAAGUAGAGACUGUAACACCUCAGACAGAAGGCGAGGGAUGUGCUGGACUGGAAUCACUGAGGUUCCCAAACGUAGAGAUGAGCUAGAGAUAGAAGAGGAUCAAUGCUGCAGGAACGCACCUCCAGUUCGUCUCAGACACAGACGGUCGCGCUCAGCUGGGGAGAGAUGGGUAGAUCAUAAGCCACCUUCUAAUCUGCCCACUGACACAGUCAUGCAGCCUCAUGUCCCUCAUGCCAUCACAGUAGCAGCUGCAAGUGAAAAGGCACUAGCUAAGUGUGACAAGUACAUGCUGACGCACCAGGAGCUAGCCUCUGAUGGGGAGAUUGAAACAAAACUAAUUAAGGGUGAUGUUUUCAAAACCAGAGGUGGUGGACAGGCUGUGCAGUUCACAGAGAUAGAGACUCUGAAGCAAGAAUCUCCAACUGGUCGAAAGCGAAGAUCGUCGCCUUCCAAUGCUGAUCCACCAGAGGAUGCUGCAGACUCUGAAUGGACAGAUGUGGAAACCAGAUGUUCUGUGGCAGUGGAAAUGAGGGCAGGAUCUACCCUUGGACCUGGAUAUCAGCAUCAUGCUCAGCCCAAGCGAAGAAAGCCAUGACCUUAACGUCCUGCUGCGCUGGGAUCCCGUUGAUUUUUAUCACUUACCUGCUGCCAGUGAUAAACUAACUGCUUUGUUAUCACUACCAUCUUGUAUUUUUUUUAAUACUGGCCUAUGCUGGGCAAUGGUUACAUGGAAAAUACUUUUUGCAAACCCGAGGAGGCGAGUGGUGCAAAUACUUUCAGUGGGAGGUUCUGCCAUUGCGCCCUGUGGGCUUCUGAAGAAACCCUUCUGUCUUGUAUUUGUGAAGCCCUCAUUACUAAGCUGUAUCUUCUAUAGAGUAACGACACGAGGCUUCUGCCUUGCAUGUAUUUCAGCUCUCCAUAGGACGUACUUGUGCUCUGGUCACUGUCCCUUUCUUGUCAGGUGCUCUGUUUUGAAGAGAUGUAAAUGCUGCAAUUUACUCAGACGCAGUAAUGCACUUUACGAGUGUUCCUAUGCCAUUUCAUGUAUUGUAGCCAGCAGCAGCUUGGUAUUCUAAAUUUCUUUACCCUUUAUUUAAUAUACGAAUCAGCUUGUGAAAUCAAUUUUAAUCUCAGUCUUCUAGUCUUCGUGGCAACAAAGCGAGAAUACCAAGAUGAUGAGUAAUGAUGACUUGACGUCAUGGCUACUUUGUUUUGUGGUGCAAAUGAGUAAGUAUUUUACAUCUGUAGAUAUGGGGUAAAAGAGUGAUGUGCUCACUGAUACGGUGAUGACCUUUAUAUAUGUGGCUCUGCAUGUUAAAAUAAAUACUUCUGUUCAGUG
Messenger RNA from Lagopus leucura (white-tailed ptarmigan), 3715 nucleotides. It is a transcript of the gene KIF23, whose product is annotated as kinesin family member 23. Gene Ontology annotation, molecular function: microtubule motor activity; microtubule binding; ATP binding. The coding region runs from base 56 to 2971 and encodes 971 amino acids. The record is from RefSeq and is a predicted model, not a curated record. The transcript is spliced from 24 exons. Gene Ontology annotation, biological process: microtubule-based movement. Gene Ontology annotation, cellular component: kinesin complex; nucleus; microtubule. NCBI's taxonomy places the organism in Eukaryota, Metazoa, Chordata, Aves, Galliformes, Phasianidae.